Messenger RNA from Glycine soja, 1371 nucleotides. Its product is annotated as E3 ubiquitin-protein ligase SIRP1-like. Gene Ontology annotation, biological process: protein ubiquitination. Gene Ontology annotation, cellular component: cytoplasm. NCBI's taxonomy places the organism in Eukaryota, Viridiplantae, Streptophyta, Magnoliopsida, Fabales, Fabaceae. Gene Ontology annotation, molecular function: ubiquitin protein ligase activity. The transcript has 2 exons. The record is from RefSeq and is a predicted model, not a curated record. The coding region runs from base 127 to 1086 and encodes 319 amino acids.
GAUUCUUCAGUUCUUCCUUGGAUGAUGGCGCUUCAACUUUGCUACAUGUCAAGGAAUUCUUCUGAAAAUAACUUGAGAUAAACAGGAAGAAGAAAAGAUUUCAAUAAGCUAUGUUCAUAAAGGGAGAUGGAGAAUGAUAUAGAGGGUGUGCAUUGGUGCAACAUAUGCUCUAAAAUGGUGAAUCCAAUGAGUGAUGAUGAGAACAUAUGCCCGUUUUGUGAGACAGAAUUUUCUGAGGUAAUGGACAACCUAAGGGACCAGAAUGAUGUUUUUGACUUAAGGUCAGCUUGGGUGUUCUCGCUUUACGCCCCAAUUUUUCUCGGUUUGAUGGGUGCUUUCAGCCCUUCCCUAGCAAGAAUUGCUCCACAUGGAGGCAGCAGCAGCUCAAGGGGUGUGGAAGAAGAGGUUGAGCAAGAGAGGGAAAAUGAACUUGUGCUUGGGAGAAGGAGAAGAACUUCAACUUACAUGAUGCACCUCUUUCGCGGUCUUCACAUUAGGAUGGUGUCUGAACUUGAAAACCCUGAAGACAAUAAUAGGAACAUGGAUGGCAGCAGCAUACUUGUGAUUGAUCCAUUCAGUGAAGGUGCAUUGAUUGUGAGGGGACCUAACUUGAGCCACACAACUAGUUCGAAUGAGAAUAAUGCUGUCGGAAGCUCCUUGAAUGACCUUGUGGUAGGAUCUGGCUUUGAUUUGUUGCUACAGCAUUUGGCACAGAUUGGUCCUGGUGGCUAUUCAAGUGUUAACCCUCCGGCACAGAAGGCGGCAAUUGAGGCAUUGCCUAGUGUGACUAGUGAGGAGAAGUUUCAGUGCCCAGUGUGCUUGGAGGAUGUUGAGGUUGGGAGUGAAGCAAAGGAGAUGCCAUGUAUGCACAAGUUCCAUGGUGACUGCAUUGUCUCAUGGCUCAAGCUUCAUGGCUCUUGUCCAGUUUGCAGGUUUCAGAUGCCAUCUGAGGAUUCAACUCUUGAAGCCAAUGUGGAGAAUCGGAACAGUGAGCUGGUCAGAGCUGGAGAAGAGAGACCCAGAAAUGGAAGGAGGAACUGGUUUCCAGUGCUGCAAUCGUUUAACAAUUUUCUUCCUUAUCCUUGAUCAAUACUUUCUUGGGUUUUAAAUAGCUGUUGUAGUUGUACUGUUGCGGAGAGUUAAAAAACCUUGAUGCUGCGGUCAAAAUUGCUGUCGUGGGCUGUUUAUUAAAGCCCUUUGGGGUCUAGUCUUUCUCACCCUCAUCAAGCAUGAACAGCUAAGUCUAGAUACUGUCAUGCCUCUUAAGUCUUAAAUCCUUCCUAAUUGUAUAUGAUUUAGAUUUCCUUGUCUGCAUUUCUUGUACCAUUCAAAUAUGCAUAUGUUUGUAAAUAUUUGCAAGAACAGAAUAAA